UCUACUAUAACUAUCUAUUAUUACGCAAUAAAGUGUGAAAACUUUGUAAUGUAUUGAAAGCUGUGCAUUAAACUUCAACAUUUUUGAUUGUAAAACCUUGUGUUAAAAAAAAAACAACAAAAGAAAAAUUGAUUUGUUUAAAAAAGAGCAAAAAAUGAAACUAAUAAUAAACUCUGUAAGCAAAACAUAAAAGCCAAUAAUUACAAACAACAGGAAGAAGAAGCGAAAAACAAAAUUUGGCCAAGAACAACAACAAUAAGAAAAAACGAAGGAAAGAAAAGUAGAAAAAAAUACAACUAACCUCACUUUCAGUGCAAUUGACAAACAGUAUACCGAAAAAGAAAGAAAAACGUCAAAAACGCGCGUAUUAAACAUACCAAAAGCAAAAGAACAGAAAAUUUCAGCCAGUCUGUAGAAUAUUGUGACACAAAGACAUCAUUAACAAGUGUUUACGAUAAAAAAAUUAAAAUAAAAACCUUUUGCCAAAAGGGUGAAAAGCAUAAGAGAAGAAAAGCGUUCCAUUUCUCUAGAAGUUGACCAGUUUGGUUAGAAAAUUUGCAAAAAUUUCACCCAAAAGAAAACAGAGUUUUCAGCACAUUAGAAUGGAAGUAGACGAUGCAAUAGUUAUGGCAGAGCCUGUGGAAGAGCAAACUGUACUUGCGGCCGUUGCUGGUGGCGAAGGUGAGGAUGACAUUGACGAAAGUAAGCUGACUACACCAAGUGGUUCAACGUCGUCUAAACAGAAACGUGCUAAAAUUAAACAUGAUAAAGAAGAACCACCCGGUUCAUUAGACAUGCAAAAUAAUGAUUCUGUAUUAACAGCUACACCAUUUAAAUUGGAAGUAUCCGGUUCAGAGGAUGAAAGAGAGGAGGAGCGCGAUGGUGCCAGCAAAGCAGCAAUUAGGCGCAAAUUGCUAUCGACCCCUAUGGAGGAAGACACAGCCGCCAAGGAUGGGUUGGAGGAGUUGGAAGAAGUGGCAAUUAAAAGAAAGCGCUAUGAAGUGAGGAGGUCUGGUUCUGAAGAGUGUUUACUAGGAUUUGAUGAGCUUAGUGGCGAAGCGGAAUUGGUAAAAGCAGAAGAAGCCACAGAAGAGCCAAUGGCAGUAGUGGAAGAAGAGCCUGUAGAAAGUGUAGAGGAACCAUUUAAAAAUGUGGAGGAAGUAGCAAAUGAGGCCACGGAAAGUCCUUUGAAUUCUCCCAAGUCCUCUAAAAAGGCUUCUCCGUUAACAAAAAUUGCCUCGCCUGCAUUGCAUACCACUAGAUCAGCUUCAAAAUCUCCAAAAGCCCUCAAACCCAAAACACCACCUUUAGAAGUUGCAAAACCUGCUCAAAAAUCUCCUAAGCCUCAUAUAGUAGGUGAUGGCGAGGAAACUAAUGGCGUAGCCACAACACCAUUGAAAACUAGUUCUCAAACUCCAGGAAAAAAACCCUUAUCUCCCCAGGAUGAGUUCUACAAGAAACCUUUCGAGUUUGGCUGGAAACGCGAAUUGGUGUGGCGUGCCAAUCCGGAACAAAGCAAGGAUAAAGCUGAUGUGUACUUUAUAUCACCAGCCGGUAAAAAACUGAGAGGACGCAGCGAAAUUAUACCCUUGUUAGAGGGCGAUUUAACCAUAGAGCAUUUCUGUUUUACACGAGAGCCCUUGGGAGCUGGUCCCGAGGUGGAGACAGUGAGAAGUGCAAAACCUUCUUCAAGGGCCUCGGUAACGGCAGCUACAUUGGCGGCCGCUCCAACUCCACCCAAUAUAGGCAAACGUGUUUCGAAACCUAAAGGACCCAAAGGUGCAAGUCCUCCCCCCCAAGGCUGGACACCCAGCAAGGCUCUGAAAGUUAACAAUGCUGCUUUGCUAAGUAGUACAGGGUCGGCUGGCAGGGUUAGUGCCGCACAUCAUACAGUGCCAAGCACGCCGCCCAGUAGUCGUAAGCAUGAUAACGCUGUCCAUGCCACUGCUGCUCAUUCCGCUAAGAAUACAAAAGCAAAAAAAUCAGCAGUAGCGGCCAAAACUGAAGUUAUUCCGGCGGAUGUUAAGAAAACACCUCCAGCUGCUGACACAAAAGAACCCUGUACCGUAGCUUGUGCAAAGGCACAGGGCCAAAUACCACAACUGCAGUGUACGAAAUGUUUGUGUCUUCACCAUCACGAAUGUGUGGGUCUCAAUCAGCACAACUCUGAAUAUCGCACCACAAGCAAUAGUCGUGGCAAGGAGUACAUAUGCGAGGCUUGUUUACCCAAAUCAGUGGAAAAGUCUUCACCGGUAUCUAGCAUGUCAGUGGCCGCAGCAAAAGCCCCGGCACAUGCUGUCAGUAAUAAACGGCCAGCAGAAAACAAAUUUCCUCAGACUAUUGCUGUGGUUAAAGGCAAAAAAUACGUUAUGGUGGCUAAACCUUUGGCACUGCCCAACGAACAUGUCAAUGAUAUUGAAAAUGAUUUGAAGCAGAUUAAUGAGAGUAUACGCAAGAAUCGAAAACAAUCAAAUAAUUCACUGGAUGGCUCUUCACAAGCACACAAUUCACAUAAUUCCAUAGCGGUUGAACAGUCGAAUAAGUUAUUUGCUACAAAUUUCUUUGCCAACGUUUCAUACGCUUAUGAUUCAUUAUUGUGUAUUUUAAAAUAUUUAAAAAUACAUGAACGUCCACGUGCCGCAGCUGUUUGCAAGUUGUGGAAUUUGGCUGCUAAGGAUACAUCACUUUGGCAAACGGUGCGUAUGAAGAACUCUAAGGUUUGCAGUUGGACUGGAUUUGCAGGGGCUUUACGUCGCGGCGAAACCAAACAAUUGGAUUUGCGCAAAAUGCUUUUACCUAGUGGCCGCAGUGAAGAUAUGUGGAACGACUUCUGUUCUAACAUAGGUACAGUAUGCUCUCUGGAAACCAUAGACCUGUGCCGCUGCUCAGCCCGCGUGGUGGAGAGUUUGUUCCAGAGCAAUCGCAAUUUAAAAGUAAUCAAUGCUUUGGCUAUAAAUGAUGACACCAUUAAUCUCGAACAUAUUGCCCUACUGCAAUCAUUGGAAGAGCUGCGUUUACGUACUUGUGAAGCAGGCGUUUUGUCUGGAGAUCUCGCACCCAUGGCUUCACUCUCCCAACUAACACACCUAUCCUUAACUUCCAUUAAGGGCUUGGGCGCCAAGAGUGUAGAAGUGUUGGGAGAACUGACCACCCUGAAGUCAUUGGAAUUGGGAGAAUGUGGCGAUUUCGAUUCGACAUUUGCGGAAGCUGUCCUACCCAAAUUAAUAAAUUUGCAAAGACUACGCCUGGAAAACAGCCAAGUAACAAAUGUCUGCACUUUGGAAAUUCUCGAUGCUGUGGCCAGAUUGGUGCAAUUAAAUCAAUUGGAAUUGGUGAAUUUUGAUAUCAAACCCGGCUUCGAUGAGAAAUUAAGUUUAUGCAUGAACAUUAACAAGUUGCUCAUCAUUCCCACGUACAUUUCUCAGUCGGCCACCACCAAUCAAAUCGUCCUGAGUGCCGUGCAACAAGUGUCUGAAACACUGAAAGUAUUCACCUGGUGUGUAACCGUUGAACUGCUGCGUGUAACUGCACUUUACGUCGACCAGUGCGAAGAAUCGACGAAAAAGGAAAAACAUCAUUUCGACGAAUGCAUACCGGUAUUAAAACCGGUACCCGGAGCCACCACCGGCGAAGAAGAAGAUGAAGAGGCAACCGCCAAACCCAAAUCUCCGGCAGUCACUGAGGACGGUAGCGCCGCGACAGAAGUUCCCCAGAUUGAAAUUUUACCCCUGGACAAAGUGGAGACCAUAUUAGCGGAAAAUCUCCCCAAUACCAAGUUCACCAUUGUCAAGGUGCCCUACCAUGCGACUUGUAAACAACAGUUAGUGGAGUUGAAUUAGUUGUCUGUCCGUCUGCCCGAACACAGCCUUUGUUUUUUUCUAAUCACGUUAAAACUAUCUUUAAAUGAAUACACUCAAAGUGUGUAUUGAAAAUAGAUGAUAUUUUUCUAUUAUUAAAAUUUGUUUCGUUAGGAGAGCGAGCCACCUUUUAAAGGGUUUAUAAAUGAAAUUUUGGUGUAAUAAUGACUGAAAUUAAAAUUUUAACAAUAUUUACGUAGUAGCUCUAAGAUUAAUCUAAACUUUAAUAGUAACAUAAAAAACAAACAAACAAACAUUCAUUAACAAACACAAACAAGGCAACACAAAACUAUACGAAGCAACAUUAGAACAUGAAUGACACCAAUUAGUUAAAUAUAUCGUGGAGAGCAAGCGCAACAUCUGAAGGAAAUUUAACUAUUGGUAACAAAAUUUUGAAUAACAAAAACCGAAAUCACUUAUUUUUUUUAGUAAAGGAAUUACUACACUUUAGAAUAUAUUCUUAAACAAUAUUAAAUCAGCAGCAAUUUAUUAAACCAUAUAUUUAAUAAUUUUUAUGUGAAUUAUAUUAUUUUCUUUUUUUAUUUUCAUUUAGUAUUUUGUAUGCUAAAAAAAUUUAUCAAAAUAAAAUCAAUCACAGUUUUAUUAAUUUUUUUCUUUCGGAAAAUUUACACAUAAAAUACAUACAUAAAUAAGUUUUAAGAUUAUUACAGAUAUCUGAUUAAAUAAAUGAAAUAUGAAUAGUUCUAUAACAAUAAAAAGAAAAAAUAACUACAA
Calliphora vicina (urban bluebottle blowfly) is the source of this 4592-nucleotide messenger RNA. RefSeq lists its product as uncharacterized. The record is from RefSeq and is a predicted model, not a curated record. Gene Ontology annotation, molecular function: DNA binding; protein binding. NCBI's taxonomy places the organism in Eukaryota, Metazoa, Arthropoda, Insecta, Diptera, Calliphoridae. Bases 603 to 3839 code for a protein of 1078 amino acids. The transcript has 6 exons.